This is a messenger RNA of Penicillium paradoxum, 2859 nucleotides long. Its product is annotated as VAC14 family protein. The transcript is spliced from 9 exons. Bases 1 to 2859 code for a protein of 952 amino acids. The record is from RefSeq and is a predicted model, not a curated record. Gene Ontology annotation, biological process: phosphatidylinositol biosynthetic process; positive regulation of kinase activity. Lineage: Eukaryota; Fungi; Ascomycota; Eurotiomycetes; Eurotiales; Aspergillaceae. Gene Ontology annotation, cellular component: PAS complex; fungal-type vacuole membrane; endosome membrane.
AUGGAUCAAGCAAUCCAGCGGCUAUUGAACGACAAGCUCUACGAUAGGAGGAAGCAGGGAGCUUUAGAACUUGAGAGGAUCGUGCGGGAUGCUGUCUUCCAGGGAGAGCAGGAUAAAAUCCGAAAGAUCGUUGAACAGCUCUGUCAUGACUAUGCAUACGCCGUACACCAACCCCACGCCCGGAACGGAGGUUUAAUCGGACUGGCUGCUGCCUCGAUUGCCUUGGGAUCGGAGGGAGUUGCGCCGUAUUUAGGCGAAAUCGUGCCGCCUGUUCUCGCAUGCUUUUCCGACCAAGAUGCACGAGUACGGUACUACGCAUGCGAGAGCAUGUACAAUAUUGCCAAAGUGGCUAAAGGAGAAAUAUUACUGUUCUUCAAUGAAAUUUUCGACGCCCUGGCUAAGCUUGCCUCCGAUUCCGAGCUAUCAGUCAAGAAUGGCGCGGAGCUUCUAGAUCGUCUGGUAAAAGAUAUCGUGGCUGAGUCGGCGGCUUCAUAUGUCUCGAUUCUUCAUUUCAAUGAAAAGGAAACACCGGAGGCGGAGAUUCAGGAGGACAAUGACUUUCCCAUGGCAUUCUCUCUCGCGCGAUUCAUUCCAUUACUCAAGGAGCGAAUUCAUGUGAUCCAACCGUUCACUCGCAAUUUCCUGGUCUCAUGGUUAACCCUGUUAGAUACAAUUCCUGAUCUGGAGCUCGUUAGCUAUUUGCCAGAUUUCCUGGAGGGAUUGAUCAAGUUCCUUGGCGGGCCCAAUAAGGACGUGAACAUUGCGACACAGGGAUUGCUUGAUCGAUUUUUGUUGGAGAUCAAGAGGAUUACGCGACUGAAGAAAGGAAUUGAGGAUAGCCGAAAGGGCCAGCAGAGCAACAGACACUCGGUUGCCAGCGAGACGAUGAGCAGCGUGACCGAACAAAAUACCCAGACAGAUGGUGCUAGUGAUGUCAAAGAUGACAUCGCUGUCGUAGACUCGGCAUCAGAGUCUAGCCUCGAUGAUGAAAUUGCCCAAGCUGAUGGAGACUGGAUCCCCGGACAAGAUGUACAAAUCGACCAUCCCAAGAUCCUUGAUAUCCUUGUCGGCUUUGUCAACACUUUAUACGAGGAGGAAAUGCAAUUGACAGCCCUUCGUUGGAUUGAUUCCUUUUUCGAAAUUAGCCCUGAAGAUAUCCUCCCAUUCGUUCCACGACUGUUGACUCAGGUACUUCCCGCCAUGUCCAGUGGCUCAGACGGGGUUCGAAAAGCAGCAAACCAAGUCAACACGUCCCUCAUGCAGUACAUUUACUCUCUGUCCGAUGACACAACCGAAGAAGCCCAGGCACCAUCGUCAAAGCUUGUUUCCACUACAGCCAGCAAAGAGACCUUAGAGCGGAGGUCAUCGACACCCGGCAUCAGACCUUCGGAGACAGCGAGCAUUGACACAAAGAAACAAACAACGCAGGAUAAUUCCAAUGCGGCCACACCACGCAGCAGCAUUGUUUCCACGCCAAUGCCUCCCGUUGACCUUGAUUAUGCUGCCGCUGUCAACUCCCUCACUCUACAAUUUCUCAAUGAAAAUGAAGCAACGCGAGUUGCAGCCCUUGUAUGGCUCGUCAUGCUUCACCGCAAAGCCCCGCGAAAGGUCGUCGCUUUCAACGACGGUACCUUCCCAGCUUUGCUGAAGACACUGUCCGACCCUUCGGAGAUUGUUGUAAUCAAGGAUCUCCAACUCCUUUCGCAGAUUUCAAGGAACAGCGAGGAUACCUAUUUCACCUCUUUCAUGGUGAACCUGUUGCAGCUUUUCUCCACAGAUAGACAUUUACUCGAAGUCCGCGGGAAUUUGAUUAUCAGACAGCUUUGUUUGAACUUGAGCCCGGAGCGUAUCUAUCGAACUUUAGCAGACUGUCUCGAGAAAGAAGAGGAUCUUGAAUUCGCUAGCAUCAUGGUUCAGAAUUUGAACAACAAUCUUAUUACUGCGCCUGAGCUCUCGGAGCUGAGAAAGCGCUUGAGGAAUCUCGAUUCAAGAGAUGGCCAAGCGUUCUUUGUUGGGCUUUUUAGAUCAUGGUGCCACAACGCUGUUUCCACGUUUUCCCUCUGUCUUCUUGCUCAAGCCUAUGAGCAGGCAUACAAUCUCCUUCAGAUCUUUGCCGAAUUGGAAAUGACAGUCAAUAUGUUAAUUCAAAUCGACAAGCUGGUGCAACUACUCGAGUCACCAGUGUUCACAUAUCUUCGCCUCCAACUUCUCGAACCCGAAAAAUAUCCCUUCCUCUACAAAUGUCUCUACGGCGUUCUCAUGCUCCUCCCCCAGAGCUCCGCCUUCGCCGCCCUCAAGAACCGUUUGAACAGUGUCAGCAACAUUGGUUUCCUCCACAGCGCACCCCGCAGGUAUCGCCCCUGUCUCGCGCAGUCCCAUCCCAAGACCCCCGAGCUAAACUUAUCCAGCACUGCCCAAACAGGCCCCACACCCUUCGACCGCUCCACAGGCAGUCGCCUGAAAAGCCGCGACGAAAACGCCAUCCGCUGGGUCGACCUCCUCGACAAAUUCAAAGCCGUCCAGGAGCGUGCCCGUCGCGCCCAGGCUCCCCGGAACCACUCUCUCGACCAAACAGGUCCUCUUCUCAACCCCUCCCUCGCAGCCGCUCUCUCCGCUGCAGCUGCAGAUCGCCCCAAGGACCGAUCCGGUCUCCCUGAUACUCCGCGCGGUGUCCCGAGUGGUUCUCACCAUCCAACUGCUGGAAACUCGCUAGGAGGCUCCGGUCCUGGCGCUGGCACCGCUGCCGGACGGGGUGGGGAUAACGGUUCGCCUAGGGUUAUGGGCUCGCAUAAACACAAGUCAAGCCUUUCGAACAUCGGUCGUGGGUUGGGUAUUGGAGGACGUAAGUCGAAGAAGUAG